This is a messenger RNA of Nestor notabilis (Kea), 1332 nucleotides long. It is a transcript of the gene ENO4, whose product is annotated as enolase family member 4. Gene Ontology annotation, molecular function: magnesium ion binding; phosphopyruvate hydratase activity. Gene Ontology annotation, biological process: glycolytic process. The transcript has 10 exons. The record is from RefSeq and is a predicted model, not a curated record. Gene Ontology annotation, cellular component: phosphopyruvate hydratase complex. NCBI's taxonomy places the organism in Eukaryota, Metazoa, Chordata, Aves, Psittaciformes, Psittacidae. The annotation marks the transcript as partial.
AUGUCGCUAACAAAACUGCUGCUCCUCAGCAUGGUGCUGCCUGUGGCCAGUGGCAACGGGAGACUGGGUGCCAUCCACACUGCAACUGCUCCUGAAAGCAAAUGGGCCUCAGUGGAAAUGUCAACAGCUAACUACUUAUCUAAAUUUUCAAAAGCUCCAGUAAUAUCCAAAUUGGUUGGAAGAAAAGUUCUUGAUGGAGUUGGACAGCCAACGUUAGAAGUAGAAACACACUGUACAGUUAAAAACCAUGAGAAGAGGAUUUGCUCUGUUGUCAUGUCUUCUCAUCCUCAAACAGUUGAAAAUGCUUUACCUGAAACAAUUGAAGCUGAUGAGAAAGAAAGGAAUGACUCUGUUAACACUGCUGUGGAAUGGGUCAAUGAAUCACUGAGCACAAUGUUAAGAGACAUGAAGCCUACUGACCAGUGUGAAGUUGAUAAGAUGCUUGGUGAAUACUUUACAAAAAAGGUAGAAGAAAAGGAAGAAAUUCAAAAGCAAGAAGAAGAAGAAAAAAAAGAAGAAUCCCCUUUAUGCAUUCCACCAGCAACAGCACUACCUGGGGGGAAAAAAGCAGCAAAACAAGGAAAGAAGGUGUCAGUUCCAGAGAAAAUGAUCCCACCUGCAGAACCUGCUGAGUCGGUGCUUUGUGGCAGUUUAGCCAUUGGGGGAACAUCCCUCUCUAUAGCUAAGGCUGGUGCCACCAUUAACCGUGUCCCGUUGUACUUACAUAUCUCACUGCUGAAACAUGAUCAGGAUUCACCUAAAGAACUGACUCUUCCACUCCCAAUGGUUACUGUGUUGAACUGUGAAAAAACUGCAAAACUGAAAUUAGUGAAAGAAGUUAUGCUUAUACCACCAGUCCAGUUAUCAUUCAAACAGGGCUUAGAAAGAGCUCUGGAUAUUCAGAAAGAAUUUAUGGGAGUGUUGGAUCCUCCAAGGAAAGAGCCCAGUCCUCGAGCAGCAGACAGUAAGAAAGGCAAAGCACAACAUACAGGGAAGAAAUCUGCGCAAGAAGCCUCAAAAAGAAUAUCACGCUUAGGCUGCCCAGUAACAGGAUGUGAUAAUCUAGAACAGCUGCUACUCCUAAUGCAAACAGCUUGCGACAAUAUACAUCUGGAGCUAGGAACAGAUAUGUACUUAGCAAUAAAUUGUGCUGCUCAUGAACUAAUGGAUUAUAGUAAAGGAAAAUAUGAAAUACUCACUGGAACAUUCAAAAGCCCUGAUGAAAUGAUUAACAUGUAUGUGGAACUGACUGACAAAUUCCCUUUUAUUAUUGCAUUAAUAGAUCCCUUAAGAAAAGAGGUAAGAUACCACAGUGCAACCCUUGGAAAACUG